AUGAAGCGCAAGCCGGCUAAGCAGGCACUGCAAACACAGCAACAAUAUGCUAUUGUCGUAUUCCGCUCAUCGUGUCCCUAUAAUAACGUGCGCGACAGACUGAGCACUACGACCGACUCCAUGGAGCGAGAGACGACUCAUGAAAUGAAGAUCCCUACGAUUAUUAUCACGCCCCCUUUACCAUCACCGACUGCAUUACCGAACUGCAUGCUGGCUGCUCUGGAGACGAUCGCAUGCCCGAAGGCUACCGAGGCUACCCACCUAUCCGAGAGUGCACGGAAUGCCAUCAUCACAGCAAACAAAAACGAGCUGUACAGAAAUGAAAGCGAGAGAAAUGACAAGGCUCUUCCGAUUCCGCGAGCUACAGAAAACGUCACUCGCACACUCAAUACCGACAAAGGAAUGUAUAGGAAGAGCCAUCCCGCUGCGGGCUCGACAUCCCAAAAUUGCGAGGAUGACAGCGACUGGGUCAUCAUACCUUUCGUGCGUGCUCGACCGGGCGCUUGGAGUCUACCAAACGCGAGCUACAUGGCGCAUGCCGAGGAGAGCACCCACACAGCGCUGAAUCGGCGUGACGCCUCGUGCAAGCAUGAUCAAAAGAGCACGCACCGCACCACAGUCAGUGACGGAACAUUAGCUGAUUCCGCGACACAUCCUCUGCCUCGGAGGAUCCCUCGGAACCACCGCAGGCAAGGCAACGCAGAGUGGCGCUACGCCAUCUACAUCAGCUCUGCGGUCUGGCCGACGGGAUCUCGUCCCAUUGGCCACAAACAUUUCAAUGCAGGACGUCUUUUCAAGCUUGGUCCCGGCUGA
This is a messenger RNA of Laetiporus sulphureus 93-53, 813 nucleotides long. RefSeq lists its product as uncharacterized. The transcript is spliced from 2 exons. Lineage: Eukaryota; Fungi; Basidiomycota; Agaricomycetes; Polyporales; Laetiporaceae. The coding region runs from base 1 to 813 and encodes 270 amino acids. The record is from RefSeq and is a predicted model, not a curated record.